AAAUAUUGUAAUAAACAUCGGGCUCAAGGUUCCGCUCUUUAGUUUUAUAUUAUUUUUUGCGUUUUUAUUUCGCUGUUUAUUUAAAUAAAUAACAAUGUCUCGUGCAUUGCACCAAAGAUCUAUUCUCAUUAGGGCUUUGAGAACCUCAAUUAAACAAAGUGAACAGCAAGUAAAAUCUGUGCACUCGGAUUCCGGUGAUCCAAGGUUCUACUCUCUAAUCCAGCAGGGAAACGCCAUGUUCCUGGAUGAGCAGAGAAGAAGUGGAAUCCUAUCUCACAAAAUAACUGUGAAUGGCGUUCGACUUCAUUUUGAGACAACAGGAGAUGGACCUCACACAGUUCUGCUGCUACCUGGAGCCCUUGGAUCCUCCAGAACAGAUUUUUCUAAACAGCUGUCUGAUUUUGACAAGAAGGAGUAUACUCUAGUAGCCUUUGAUCCACGGGGAUAUGGUAAAAGUAUUCCUCCAACAAGAACCUGGCCCCUGGAAUUUCUGCAGCGUGAUGCUGAUGAUGUUAACGGACUAUGUCAGAAACUUGGACUAAAACAAGCCUCAGUGAUGGGUUGGAGUGACGGUGGAAUAACAGCAAUGAUUCUGGCCGCUAAAAAUCCAGACCUGGUGAAAAACUUAAUCAUCUGGGGAGCCAAUGCCUAUAUCACAGAGAAUGACAUGAAAAUCUUCAACAGUAUUCGGGAUAUUGACACUUGGAGUGAGGCCAUGAGAAGUCCAUUCAUGGCUCUCUAUGGAGAGGAGUAUUUUCGGAAGCAGUGGUCUAACUGGGUGGAUGCUUACCAGGCAUAUUAUGAGAAACGAAGUGGUGAUAUAUGUAAAGAUGACUUAAAGAAAAUAAAAGCCAAGACUCUUAUUAUUCAUGGAAUUAAGGACCCAUUGGUGCCUCUGGAACACCCAGACUACCUGCAUCAUCAUAUCAAAGGAUCAAGGUUAUAUAUGUUACCUGAGGGGAAACACAACCUUCAUAUCAGAUACUACAGAGAGUUUAACUUCUUGGUGGAAAACUUUUUGAGGUCAUCCAUGAAAUCUCCGAGUCAUCUGUAGCUGUAACAAGAGACACACCAUCAAAGAAUAUGUGCCUGCAUUAUUUGUUUCUAUACAGGAAUCAUGUACCGUACACCUUUCUUUUUUUUUUAAAUUUUGUUUACACAUUUUUCAGAAACACCUGUAAAUGACAGCGUAUGUGUAUUGUGCUUAAUUUGAUUUGAUGGAUAAACUACUCUGUUGAUGUACUGGUAAUUAUACAGUGUUAUCAAGCUUAUGAAAAGGUAGUUAAUCUUGAUGAGACAUCUAGGCAGCAUAAUGUUACAGUAGGGGUAAGUGCAAGUAUAGUACAUGUACAGCUAGUGUAACAGUACCUCUGGUCAUUGUAGCAUUACUAGCAUGCUGCAUAUAGCUCUUGUAAUAGCAGAGCACAUAUAGUCACAACAGUACAAAAAGCUACAGCAUAGUUUUUUUUUCAGGUAGCAACAGCAUAGUACAAAUAGCUUAAAAAAAGUACAUAGUACUUUUGUAACAGCAGAGUACUGCCACAACAGUACAAAAAAAAGCUAAAUAGUACAUAUUCAUGUAUGUUCAAAAUUGUACUGAUCAUAGUUUUUACAGCUAAAAUCUAGUACAUGUGUAAAACAACCCUUAGUACUGUAUAGAUAGCUUUGUAUAGAUAGCUUUGUAUAGAUAGCUAAAUUUUCUCCUUUUCUUAGUCAGAAUUGCCAUAUACAUGUAUAUACAUGUACUAUUAAUUGUCAUUUUAAAAUAAUGUGUCUUUUAAAAUGUUAAUUUACAAAAAAUAUAUUUAUAAUGGCUUAUUUAUAAAGCCAUCAAAAGUUAGAGUUAUUGACUUUUGACUAAUGUAUAUAGUGAAUUUGAUAAUAAGAUUGAGUAGCAAUAGACAUGUUGGGACAAUGUGUUACUAAGUGUAUGUAUCCCGCAAUUCACCCCAACUUGCACAAAACAGCCAUAACUAGUAUUUUUGCAAGCCAUAACAUGCUUGUGUGAUUUGUAUGUAAUGACCUGGGUUGGUUUGAAACCUUUUAUUGCAUUACUAUCUUUGUUAUACCAGCAAAUUGUUUUUACCUGCAUCUAUAAAAUUGAAUGUCUUGAAAACAUGAUGAAUGUAUGCUAGUUCAGAAAAAUAACUUAGACACUCCUUCAUGUGAGUCAGUCCAUAGUUAUCUAUUGUGUAGACACUCCAUCAUGUGAGUCAGUCCAUAGUUAUCUAUUGUGUAUACUUUAAUUAAUGUUGUGGUAACUCCCGCUAGAUCUUCUAAUUUGAAAUUGCUUUUUUAAGAUUUUUGUUACAGUAUGUAACAGUAAUUAAGUUAUCAGAUAUAACAGGUAUAAAUUGAUUAAAAAUUUAAGAGAUUGCAAAUCAUUUAUUUAGCUGGUUUGUAAACUGGCAAAUCAUUUAUUUAGCUGGUUUGUGAACUGGCAAUUAUAAGCAGACGUUAUUGUUUUUACAUGCAUAUAAAAUUACUAUUAUAUUACAUGAUUUUACUAUCAUUGUGUGUUUUGAGAAUAAAAUUGAUAAAAUGUGAGCAUAAUGUUUAAGAAUGAAGAUUUUUAACAUCC
Messenger RNA from Magallana angulata, 2581 nucleotides. RefSeq names its product valacyclovir hydrolase-like. NCBI's taxonomy places the organism in Eukaryota, Metazoa, Mollusca, Bivalvia, Ostreida, Ostreidae. The transcript has 8 exons. The record is from RefSeq and is a predicted model, not a curated record. Bases 95 to 1054 code for a protein of 319 amino acids.